AUGGCGGCGGUGGGACCAGUCUGUGAGUGGAGUUCCCGCUCAGCCCUCGGUCCUCAGUCCCCUCCCGUGAGGAACGCGGGCUCCUGUCAAUCCCCGCACAGCGGCUCUGCCCAGCCUGUAGCCCUCCUGGUGCAGCUCUGCGCCCGCAGCCCCGCACCUUCCCCAGGCUGUGGGGUGAGGAGCUCACCGGGAAGACGCCGGCGCGGCGUGCGCGGGCACCGCGUGGGAGGAGCUGUGGAACUCUUAACAUUCAGGGAUGUGGCCAUAGAAUUCUCUCCAGAAGAGUGGAAAUGUCUGGACCCUUCUCAGCAGAAUUUAUAUAGAGAUGUGAUGUUGGAGAACUACAGAAACUUGGUCUCCCUGGGGGUUGCUAUCUCUAACCCAGACCUGGUCACCUGUCUGGAGCAAAGAAAAGAGCCCUACAAUUUCAAGAUACAUGAGACAGCAGCCAGACCCUCAGUUGUGUGUUCUCAUUUCACCCAAGACCUUUGGGCAGUGCAGGGCAUAGAAGAUUCAUUCCACAAACUUAUACAAAAAGGACAUGAGAAACGUGGACAUGAGAAUUUAAAAUUAAGAAAAACUUGUAAAAAUGUGAAUGAGUGUAAGGUGCAGAAAGGUGGUUAUAAUGGAAUUAACCAAUGCUUAUUAACUACCCAGAGCAAAAUAAUUCAAUGUAAUAUAUGUGUCAAAGUUUUUCAUAAAUUUUCAAAUUCAAACAAACGUAAGAUAAGAUACAUUGGAGAGAAAACCUUGAAAUGUAAAGAAUGUGGCAAAUCAUUUCACAUGCUCUCACACUUACACGAAAGAAUUCAUACUGGAGAGAACCCCCACACAUGUGAAGAAUGUGGCAAAGCUUUUGAUUGGUCCUCAAUUCUUACUAAACAUAAGAGAAUUCAUGCCAGAGAGAAACCCUACAAGUGUGAAGAAUGUGGUAAAGGCUUUAUUUGGUCCUCACACCUUACUAAAGACAAGAGAAUUCAUACUGGAGAGAAACCCUACAUAUGUGAAGAAUGUGGUAAAGUUUUUAACCAAUCUUCAACCCUUAAUUUACAUAAGAGAAUUCAUGCUGGAGAGAAACCCUUCUCAUCCGAAGAAUGUGGCAGUGUCUUUACUACAUCCUCAGACUUUGCUAAACAUAAGAGAAUUCAUACAGGAGAGAAACCUUACAAAUGUGAAGAAUGUGGCAAAUCCUUGAAUAGGUCCACAACCCUUAGGACACUUAAGAGAAUCCAUACUGGAGAGAAACCCUACACAUGUGGAGAAUGUGGUAAAGCCUUUAAUUGGUCCUCAACCCUUAAUGUACACAAGAGAAUUCACUCUGGAAAAAAUCCCUACAAAUGUGAAGAUUGUGGCAAAGCCUUUAAAGUGUUUGCAAACCUGCGUAAUAAUAAAAAAAUUCAUACUGGAGAGAAACCCUACGUAUGUACGCAAUGUGGCAAAGCCUUUAAAUAGUCCUCACACCUGAAUAAACAUAAGAAAAUUCACACUUUAGAUACCUACAAAUGUAAAGAAUGUGGGAGUACUUUUAAGCAGUAUUCCAACCUUCUUCAACAUAAGAGAACUCAUACUGGAGGCAAAUUUUAG
This is a messenger RNA of Rhinopithecus roxellana (golden snub-nosed monkey), 1584 nucleotides long. Its product is annotated as zinc finger protein 718-like. NCBI's taxonomy places the organism in Eukaryota, Metazoa, Chordata, Mammalia, Primates, Cercopithecidae. The record is from RefSeq and is a predicted model, not a curated record. Gene Ontology annotation, biological process: negative regulation of transcription by RNA polymerase II. Gene Ontology annotation, molecular function: DNA-binding transcription repressor activity, RNA polymerase II-specific.